UACACAAAUCGUGGUUUCAGGAAGUGCAGCGCAUCGAAGGGUUGUGCACAUUUCUCAUUGUGUGAUUUAUACAAAUUAUAACAAGAUAUAGGUUCUGCUUUGAGAAAACUGCUGGUCACGUACAAGAUCGGAAUUGAUCCGAGUGAGGUCCAUUUCCUGGACUGUGAAUCCUUCUACCACUAAGUUUAAUGCAUCAAAUCUGGAGAUUAGACAAGAUGAAGUGGAUCAUUUACGUUUAUCUCCUGAUAGGCUCACAGGAGCUGGUCACUUCCCUGGUCAGCGAUGGGGAAAGCUGUGGUAUCCACAUGGUUGGCAAUGGGCUGGAUAUGGAAGAGAAUUCGGCCGCGUAUUGGUUCCCACGGAAUGAAGAUUGGGACAACUUGGCGAUCGAGUGUUUGAAUGAAGAACUGCAGAGAAACCAGACAUUCAUGAAUGUUUCGGAUUUGGCCAGAAAGUUUUGGAAUGGGCGCACCAUUCCCCAUGGUCUCCGUAAGGAGCACAUGAUCGUGGUCACUAUGUACACCCAUCAUGGAUCAUUGUACAAGGCAUUUAACGAUGAGGUUCAGAAAUAUGGAAAUAUCACCGAAUACAACUCCGAAUUUAAACUGAAGGCCUUCCAUUAUCUCCUAACCAUCGCUCUCCAGGCAUUGAGAGAUCAUUCCAAAUACUUACACCUUUAUCGCGGGUUGAACGUUCCCAAGUUUGGGAGACGGGGCCAGGAGAUGAGGUUCGGGAGAUUCACCUCCACCUCCCUCAAUAGAACAGUGGCCGAGGGAUAUGGAAACAGGACUUUGUUUGUGCUGAACACGACUUACGGUGUCAAGAUCCGCAAUUACUCAUUCUUUGAGGGGGAAGAUGAGAUUUUAAUCCCUCCCUACGAGAAGUUUGAGAUUGUAAAGGCCGAGAGCUCAGGGGGAAACUGCAUCUUCACCCUCCGCUCGAGAGGCUAUGAGGGAGUUGAGGUGGGGCUGGAGAGGGACGGUAAUGACUGUCUGAGAGUUUACCGGAAGACCCGACCCUGGUGGGUCUGGUUUCUGAUCGUCUUGGUGAUCUUGGUCACUCUGGGGGGAUUAGGAACAUUUCUCUACAAGUGCUGCUGCCAGGAAUAGAUUCCAAUUUCCCACCAUCUCCCCAACCCUCAACCCCCAUCCCUCCUCUCAACCCCUCCCCACCUCACACACCAUCACUCUCACCUGCCUAAUGAUCAAAACUCUGCCCUCUCACUCCCAAACCAUACUCCCCGCAUGGCAAAUGAUCAAGUUUGCGGGACUGAAUGGCCUCCUCCUGUUCCUGUUUAACAGACUCGAGGGGCUGAAUGGCCUCAUCCUGUUCCUAUCUGUGCAAACUGUACAUUAAGAUCAUGUUUGAUAGAUUGACAAAGCUUUGAAGGUUGAAUUAACAAUGUUGACAUAAAAUUUGUCUAUAGAACUU
Carcharodon carcharias (great white shark) is the source of this 1431-nucleotide messenger RNA. RefSeq names its product NAD(P)(+)--arginine ADP-ribosyltransferase 2-like. The record is from RefSeq and is a predicted model, not a curated record. The transcript has 2 exons. Gene Ontology annotation, molecular function: NAD+ poly-ADP-ribosyltransferase activity; NAD+-protein-arginine ADP-ribosyltransferase activity. NCBI's taxonomy places the organism in Eukaryota, Metazoa, Chordata, Chondrichthyes, Lamniformes, Lamnidae. Bases 189 to 1109 code for a protein of 306 amino acids.